Phytophthora sojae is the source of this 2652-nucleotide messenger RNA. RefSeq lists its product as hypothetical. Gene Ontology annotation, biological process: rRNA methylation; maturation of 5.8S rRNA from tricistronic rRNA transcript (SSU-rRNA, 5.8S rRNA, LSU-rRNA); maturation of LSU-rRNA from tricistronic rRNA transcript (SSU-rRNA, 5.8S rRNA, LSU-rRNA). Gene Ontology annotation, molecular function: rRNA (guanine) methyltransferase activity; rRNA (uridine-2'-O-ribose)-methyltransferase activity. The transcript is spliced from 5 exons. The coding region runs from base 1 to 2652 and encodes 883 amino acids. The record is from RefSeq and is a predicted model, not a curated record. Lineage: Eukaryota; Oomycota; Peronosporomycetes; Peronosporales; Peronosporaceae. Gene Ontology annotation, cellular component: preribosome, large subunit precursor; nucleolus; nucleus.
AUGGUGAAGCGCAAAAAGCAUGACAAGGACAAGUACUACAACCUGGCCAGGCAGCAGGGCUACCGCGCGCGCUCGGCCUUCAAGCUCAUCCAGCUGAACAAGAAGUAUGACUUCCUGUCCACGGCCAAGGUGUGCAUCGACCUGUGUGCCGCGCCCGGCGGCUGGUGCCAGGUGGCGGCCAAGUACAUGCCGGCCUCGAGCAUCAUCCUGGGCAUCGACCUGCUGCCCAUCCGCCCCAUCCGCGGCGUCAAGACGUUCCAGUGCGACAUCACGACCACGCGCUGCCGGCAGAUCAUCAAGCAGGAGAUGCAGAGCUGGCAGGCCGACGUGGUGCUCUGCGACGGUGCGCCCAACGUCGGCGCCGAGUACUCCAAGGACGCGUACGUGCAGAACGAGCUGGCCCUGGUGGCGCUCAAGCUGGCGGUGGACGUCAUGGGCCGCGGCGGCACCUUCGUGUCUAAGGUCUUCCGCUCGCAGGACUACAACGCGCUGCUCUGGGUCUUCAAGCAGCUGUUCAAGAAGGUGAGCGCCACCAAGCCGCUGUCGUCGCGUAACGAGUCGGCCGAGAUCUUCGUCGUGUGCGAGCAGUUCCUGGCCCCGCACUCGAUCGACCCCAAGCUGUUCGACCCCAAGUACGUCUUCGACCAGGUGGACGCGCAGGAAAAGACCAUCACGAUCUUCCACCCCAAGUUCGGCGACCGCAAGCGCCACCGUGAAGGUUACGAUGAGGCUCUGGGCAUGACCCUAACCAACGAGUGCAGCGUGACGCAAUUCAUCGACGCGCACGAUCCGAUCCGAUUACUGACCGACACGACCAAGAUCAAGUUCUUACCCGAGGACGACGUGUACCGUGACCACAAGGACACGAGCGAUGAGAUUGUGACGUGCUUGAGCGACCUCAAGGUGCUUGGGAAGGCCGACUUCAAGAACCUGCUGAAGUGGCGUACCCGUAUGCUGAAGUACAAGAAGGAGCUGCUGAAGGCUGAAAAGCCCGAAGAUGAUGAUGAGGGAGAAAAGCCGAAGGAGGAGUCGAAGGAGCCCGAGCGUGAGCUCACAGAGAAAGAGAAGGACGCUCUCGUUCGCGAAGAGCUGUCUCAGCUGCGCGCCACCGUGCAGGCCAAGAAAAAGCGCGAGAAGAAAAAGGAGCGUGAACGCAAGCAGAAGCUCCGGAUUCGUGCUGCACUCGGCAUGGACGCUGAGGGCAUCGACGUUACCGAAGCUGAGUCGGCUUUCAGCCUGAAGGACUUGAAGAUGUCCAAGGACAAGGUGGACGACCUCGACAACGUCGGUGCCGACUCUUCCGACGACGAGGAGCUUCAAUUUGAGACUUCGGACGAGGAAGACCAGGACGCUGGUCUUGAGGACAGUGAUGCCGAAUACGACGAGCUUCUUGAGGCUUCGAUGGAGAAGGCGUACGAGCAGUUCCUCACUCGUCGCGGUGAUGACGUCAAAACCCGCAAGGCUGUAAAGCGCACCAAGGUCGCGAAGCGUGCUCUCGCCGGCGAGGCUCUGGUUCAGGACAGCGAGAUGUUCGACGGCGACAUGAAGCAGUACAAGCAGAUGAUCAACCCCGACGAGAGUUCCGAUGAGAGUGACGACGAUGAAGGAGACUUAAACGUGUCGCUGAAGGUCCCCGAGAAGGCAAGCGCUGCAGUGUCUCGCUGGUUCUCGGACAACAAGCUGUUCGACGGCAUCGACGACAAGGAAGACCUGACUCUGCCCGAGAUGCCGAAGACCGACAAGGAGAUCCGCCACGCCAAGCGCAAGGCUGCUAUGGAGCGCAAGGAGCGCCGUGCUGCUAAGAAGCUCAAGAAGGAGGAGAAGGAGUACGAGCUGGAGUUUGGCACUGAGUUCGACAUUGCUGCGCCCGCUGAUUCGGAUGAGGAAGCUGCUAUGGCGGCUGAAGCUGACGAAGAGAGCGAUGACGAGGCCAAUGCUGAGAAGAAGUCCCUGAUUCGCUCGGGUAUGGGCGCUGCUCUCAAGGGCGAUCACGGUUCCUCGGACAAGUUCGAGGUUGUGGCUGCUGGUGAGGAGCCUGAUGAGAACGCUCUGCCCGUCAUGGACGACCGCAAGUACGACUCGGACCACGAAGAGUACGACGCUGAAGACCGUGCCAAGACUCUCGCUCUGGCCAGCAUGAUGGUGCAGAAGUCGAAGGCGAAGGACCUGAUUGAUGCCAGCUACAACCGCUACGCGUGGAACGACUCGGAAGCUCUUCCGGACUGGUUCGCAGACGACGAGGAGAAACACUACCGCCCGCAGAUUCCCAUUCCCAAGAACGUCUUGGCUCAGAUGAAGGAGCGCUUCAUGGAGAUGGCCACGAAGCCUGUGAAGAAGGUGGGCGAGGCUCGUGGCCGCAAGCAGCGACUGCAGAUGAAGAAGUUGAAGGCUGCGAAGAAGAAGGCUACCGACAUUGCCAACCUGCCCGACAUGUCGACGCGCGAGAAACUCAAGGCAAUCGACCGUGCCAUGAAGGGUGCCAAGCUCCGGAAGGAGAGCAAGGUUUACGUCGUGUCGACGCGCGGCGGAACCAAGACCGCUGGUGGCAAGAAGGCUGGCAAGGGCAAGGUGAAGCUGGUCGACCCGCGUAUGAAGAGCGACAAGCGUAACGCCGACAUCCGUGCGAAGCGUGGCAAGAAGCGCAAAAGAUAA